AUGGGUGCCUACGGUAUGGGGUUCCCCGACAACGGGGUCGACAACCAGGGCUGGAAGCUGUACAUUACAUCUUUGGUCAUGAUCAUCACAGCAGGCCUGUUUGUGAUCGCCAGGUGCUCCACGCGUUUUUUCAUGCACAAGCUGGGAUCCGACGAUGCGGCUAUCGUUGUGUCUCUGCUGUCGUCAGUAAUCGUCUCUGCUGCCAUGCAGCUGGCGGUACAGAACGGAUACGGAAUGCACAAGGCCGAUCUCACGAAACCAGAGCUACGCACAGCUCUCAAAAUGUUCUUUAUCGCGCAGACUCCUUACAAGGUGACUGUCUGUCUCAACAAAGUGGCUGCCAUUCUUCUCUACCUACGACUUUUCCCUACCAAGAAUUUCCGCGUUGCUUGCUACGUCGUCAUGGGCAUCAUUGUCAGCUGGAGUAUUGGUGGAGUUGGUGCAACCAUCUGGCAAUGUGUUCCCAUCGAGGGAGCCUGGAACAAGGCGAUUGAUGCCAAGUGUAUCGACUCCAACAAGUUCUGGAUCGCCUACGCCGUCAUGAACAUUCUCACAGACAUUAUGGUCUUGACUCUUCCGAUUGGCUCCAUUAUGCGACUUCAGAUGAAUAUGCGAGAGAGGCUGAUGCUCUGCGGCGUCUUUCUUUUGGGUGGCUUUGUCACCAUCGCAUCCAUCCUUCGAACGACGUCGGUACAAAACUCGCUCAAGAACAAAGAAGACAUAACCUACAACUUUAUCGAGCGUGGCAUGUGGACGUUGAUCGAAGCCAACCUCGGAAUCAUCAGCGCCUGCUUGCCUGUUCUUCGACGACCUUUGGGCAAGCUGUUCCCACGCAUUUUCGGAUCUACGAAGAAGAGCUCCAACUACUUUAGCGGACCUGGAGACCACUCGAAGGGAUAUAACCUGUCCAAUAUGUCUGCCAGCGCCCACCCGAGCUUCUGGAGGGGCACGACGAGAACACAUCAGGUUGUUUCCGUCAGUGGCCCUGAGACAACUACUGGACGAAAGAGCGACGAGCGGCGUAUCAUUGAAUCGUUGAAGGGGAGUGACGCGGAAAGCGAUCCUGAUAGCCAUGGAUCUAGGGGUAUCGCAAAGAGGGUGGAUGUGGUGAGAACGUCGUUCCACGAGGCGGAUAGGGAGUAG
Fusarium keratoplasticum is the source of this 1143-nucleotide messenger RNA. RefSeq lists its product as uncharacterized. The transcript is spliced from 3 exons. The record is from RefSeq and is a predicted model, not a curated record. NCBI's taxonomy places the organism in Eukaryota, Fungi, Ascomycota, Sordariomycetes, Hypocreales, Nectriaceae. The coding region runs from base 1 to 1143 and encodes 380 amino acids.